This is a messenger RNA of Pteropus alecto (black flying fox), 5500 nucleotides long. Its product is annotated as cytochrome c oxidase assembly protein COX18, mitochondrial. NCBI's taxonomy places the organism in Eukaryota, Metazoa, Chordata, Mammalia, Chiroptera, Pteropodidae. The transcript has 6 exons. Gene Ontology annotation, molecular function: membrane insertase activity. Gene Ontology annotation, biological process: protein insertion into mitochondrial inner membrane from matrix; mitochondrial respiratory chain complex IV assembly. The record is from RefSeq and is a predicted model, not a curated record. Bases 2102 to 3112 code for a protein of 336 amino acids. Gene Ontology annotation, cellular component: mitochondrial inner membrane.
AUAUUUGGGAAAUGAGAAAUUUAAAUGUACAUAUGGUUUAUAUGUAUAAUAGUUUAUAUUCAAAUUUUGAGCUCCAUUUUCAUGUUCAGCACUGUGAUAAGAAUUUCAGAAACAAUUAACUACAUAGUUUCUUUUUAAGGAGCUUAAAGUUUAAACAUUAGUUGUGUGACAUAUUAAAGACAGGUAUAGGCUAAUUAUAAAUAUUGAACUUAAAAGGGAUGUUUAAAUUGUUGCACAAGCUCAUUUGCAAAGUGUUAGGAUUGACAUGAUUUCAGAUGGUUUGCUCAGUAUUUGGUCAUUUUAUACUGUAUUUUGCAACUCAAAAGAUCCAAGGUAUCACAAUGUUGGAUGAUCAGUACAUACAUGUUAAUGCUAAUACUUUAGUAUUGGGCUUUAUAAUUGAUAAAAAUUUCCCCCAACAUCUUCUAUGAAGUAGCAAGUUCUGAUCAUCUCCAUGAUGAGUUAAAUGUCUGUUUAAAUACAUGAAAUAUUCAUAAAUUUUAUUUUGAUCACAAUAUUCAAACAUAAACAACGGAACACUUCAAAAUGAGAGUAUAAUGUGACCCCAAUGAGUAGCACAAAAGGUGGACCUACCCUGGUUGAAGAGGACCAGUCCUGACCCCUGAUACAGCUCCACAGAAGGAAGGCAUGGAUCUGAGCAAUAGCAUGAAAACCAAUUUAGAGUAUAUGAACAGUGAAUGCAUAAAUAUGGAUUUUUCAUUUUAGGAUUUUUUUUAAUUCCCUUUCUUGGAUAUUAACAGGUCAGAGUACCUAGGCUUAAGUGCCACUGUGAAAGGCCAACUCCCAUUGUCAUCAAUUCUCUGGAAGAAGAGGAAUGCAGAAGUGCUUCCACAAUCUUUAGGCAAAAAUAUUUCCAUUUAAAAUUCGUUUCCACUAAAUAGCAACCAGUUGCUUCUUUUUAGAGAAUGGACAGAGAUAAAUAGGUAACCUUUUUCUUUUAAAAAGAAUCUAUACAUGGCAUGUAUUGAGAUGUGUUUAAACACUUUUAAAAAUUCACGUAUUAAUUUAUAAGUCAAUUUGAAGGAAGGUGACUUACAGAAUGCAGAGAGAAGAGUAUCUGGUACCCUUCGGUGGGUGCGCAGUGAAGCAAGAACAGAUGCUGCGGUUUGACAUCACUCCAAUGUUUGUUGACUUUUUUGUUCUAAUCAUUUUAUUCCGCCCAACCCAGUUUGGCCUCUAGGUUUAGGGUUCACCCUUGUCUGUGAGGAAACUCCAUGUCAUUCCAUUUUGCCAGGAACAAAACUAAAAACUAGUCCAUGUAGGCUUUGUUAUAUUCCUUUGAACCAGAAGAUACCUAAUGUUGCUGUUCAGACUCAAAAGCUUACAUAGGAUACGUGUAAACUCUAGUAUAGAGUUCACCGUGCUGCCAGUGAUAAUUCUCCUUAUGGUAAUUUUUCAUACAAGAGUUUUGCUGCUAUGUUUAACGAAUGAUAAAAAAUUUUUUUUAAGGAAACUAGGUGAGUUUGAAAAUGCUAACUGGAACAGAUGAGCCAAUUAUGUGUUUAUUCCACAGAACGAACUAUAACUAGUGCAUAAGGGAUGCUGAUUAAAACUCGGGGUCGGUCUGAAACAAAUGCCUCUCUCCAAUCUGGCAUGUCAGCAAUGUUUUGACUCUAGCAGUAUAAUCUAUUUCGAUCUCUAGAGGAAGCAAUCGGAAGCACAUAAAGAGGGAGGAAACUACCCUAUAGUCACCAAGCUUAACCUACUACAAAUGAGACGAUUAGUUUACGUGAGAAAGAAUGUAAAGGCACAAGGUGGACACUGACUUUACAAGGGAACAGGCCCCGCCCCUGCCUCUGCAAUUCUGUUCUGGCCUCUGAGGAGCUCCAUGUCAGCCCGGGGAAAGUUUUGUGUUCUUGCGUGCGCAGUAAGCCUGCCCAGUGCCGCGUGGGAAAGGCGGGACUUCCCUACCUCCUACGUCAUCUCCAGUGCGACGCAAACGUCACUGGCUUGACUGGGAAGGUCAACAGUGUGUGCGGGAGGGUGCUCUUCCACGCGGACGCAUGCGCGCGGCGGCUUCGACGGAGUACCUGCAGCUAGUCUGUGCUCUCCACGUUUUAGGCUCAGCCCUGGCGCAGUUAUGCUGUGCCGGCUUGGCGGUAGGUGGCUGCGGCCGCCACCCGUCCUGCAGGUUGGGACCCGGGUCCCGCAGCGUGUGUCGGCCCCGACUGGCUGCACCAAGCGCUCCGCUCUGCCAGUGUGGGCGGUGGCUUCAGUCUCUGCCGUUAGCCCGGGCGGCGGGGGCGGCUGGUACCAGGCCCUUGCCACGUCGGCGCCUGUGCAGAGUGCGGAGGAGAUGCUGCUUGGGGUGCACACCGCCACGGGCCUGCCCUGGUGGGGCAGCAUCCUCCUCACCACCGUGGCCCUGCGCGGCUCUGUCACGCUGCCCCUGGCGGCCUACCAGCACUACAUCCUGGCCAAGGUGGAAAAUUUGCAGCCAGAAAUAAAAAACAUUGCUAGGCAUCUUAACCAAGAAGUUGCACUUCGUGCAAAUCAGUUGGGGUGGUCCAAAAGAGUUGCCAGGCUCACUUACCUAAAGAAUAUGCGGAGGCUUGUUUCAGAGUUGUAUGUCCGGGAUAACUGCCACCCUUUCAAAGCCACAGUGUUGGUCUGGAUUCAGCUUCCAAUGUGGAUCUUCAUGUCUGUAGCUCUCCGGAAUUUUAGCACAGGAGCAGCACAUGCAGAAGGUUUUUCUGUUCAGGAGCAGUUAGCUACUGGUGGGGUCCUGUGGUUUCCUGACCUCACUUCACUGGAUUCCACUUGGAUUCUGCCUAUCUCCGUUGGUGUCAUCAAUUUAUUAAUAGUAGAGAUUUUUGCUCUGCAAAAAAUUGGGAUGUCUCGUUUUCAGAUGUAUGUUACAUACUUUGUACGGGCAGUAUCAGUGUUGAUGAUUCCAGUUGCUGCAACAGUACCUUCAUCGAUUGUUCUCUACUGGUUUUGCUCCAGCUUCAUGGGCCUUUCACAGAACUUGCUGCUGCGUUCUCCUAGGUUUCGUCGACUUUGCCGAAUACCGUUGACAAAGGGAGAUUCAGAGACUCCUUAUAAGGACCUCUUUGCUGCCUUUUAUGCCAAGUUCAUUUCAAGAAAAUGACAUACUUUUUAGUAAUUUUGAAACAGAAGUGUCACCAUCACCUUAAUAUAUUUAGAAUAUUUAGGAAUUCAGAUAUGAUUUAAUUUGCCUUUAAAAUGAACUCUGAAGUACUGUGGAUUAAGAUAUAAUCCAGAUAUAUUUGAGAAUACCUAAAAUUUUUUAAGUGCUAGGAAUGUGUUUAAUUUUGUGCUGAGAAUAUAAAUGUGGAAUUAAAGUGUCCAGUUUUGUUUAGAAAAUUAUACCUUGUUAGGGAUGGUAGAACUUUGGAGAACAGGACUAGAUAGUGAAUGAUGUCAAAUUGUACUGAAUGGUCCCACACAUUAAAAUUUUUAUAAAGUAAUAAAGUUCAGUGAGGUGACUUAAAAUUUUAGAGGUGUGGAGAAUCAUAGACCCAUUUGACCAUCUGAUAAAGGGAUGGUCAGAAAAAUCCAAAGAUUCACAGCAUGGGGCCUUCAUUGACCACCCCUGUGAAAGCCUGCUGAUGAUUCCUGGUUUAAAAUUCUUAUUCUGAUGAACCAUAUAUUGACAAGUUAAUGUGUGAUUUUAAAAAAUGGGCUUGAGAUGCAUGGGGUAGAAUAGUCCAUGCAUGCAAGGAAGUACCUUGUAUGGUAGGUGACGUAGCCUCUCAACCAUGCUCUGAAAGAAUACAGAAAGUGUACAUUCCUUUUCUUAUAAUUUAAGAAAUCUGGGAUAUAAAGUAGGGAACUAAAUACUGUUAGAGACCAAAGUGGGAGAUCUUAAGCAUUAAGUUUGUUCAGUCAAAGGAGGAUAAACCAGAAGGAUGGCUACCGAUUAUGGAGGUGAUUUUAUAAACCAUUGUUUAUUUGGAAGGAUUAAGUACUCUAAGGGGUUUAAACUAUGAUAGAUGUUUAAUAUAGGAAAAAUUAACAGGUGAUAUAAAUUUUGGACCCAGUUUGUUACUUGAAAAGGUGAUAAAAUUAAUUCUGGUUGAGAUAUUUAGAAAUAAAUUUGCUAGGCAUUUAAGAUUAUAAACUAUAAAUUUGCACUAAGUUGGAAUAUGAACCUGACUUUGAGAUGCCCUAUCAUCCCAUCUCAUGUUUUAUAAUAAAAUCUAACGUGAAAUUAAUUAGUCAUUUCUUAGAUGAUGUCUGUUAUAUCUUAGCCAUUUUGGUUACCAUGUUACUGCAGCUCACUGAGAGUUUUGAGGUAGCAUUUGACACUAACUUUUUUUCUUGAAUUCCCAGCCCUGGUUUAUGGCUGCCCCGUUGAGACAACCAUGCUUCCUUAUCACAGUAAAGGAAUUGAAGCUUAUGUACAGGCAAUCUCAUUAUUCGCAGAUUCCAUGUUUGUCAAUUUGACCACCUGCUAAAAUUUAUCUGUAACCUCUAAAUCAUUAUUCAUAAUGCUUUUGAUGUCAUUCUUGGACAUACACAGAGUGGCAAAAAAUUUGAGUCACCUGAGGCACAUCUUCCCAGAGAGGUGGGACAAGGCCACUCCUUGCCUUUAUGUUUCAGCUCUCAAACUGUAAACAAAUGUCCUUUUUGUGGUCUACUUAGUGCUUUGUUUUUUUUUCAUCUUCGUAAUUUUUGUUGCUGAUUUCACUACUUAAAGUGGCCUCCAAGGAUCAUGCCGAAGUGCUGUCUAGUGUUCCUAAUCAUGAGAAGGCUCUGAUGUUUCUUAAUACCUGCAUGAGAUAAGCAUCAUUCAGGCAUGAGUUCUGUUGGCCUUAAGUUCAUUGUUAAUGAAUCAACAAUACAUUGUAUUGAUUUUUGACAAAAAUGUGCCCAGAGGCUUGCGGGAAUUUAACCCUGUGUAUUCUUUAGAAGCAGUGGUCCAGUAUUCACUAAUUCAGUAUUUGUGGUGACUUUAUAGAACAUAACUACCUCACAUAACAAGAACUGAUUAUUUGCCACAUUUACAAUUAGGGACACAGAGGCAGAAAUGAGUGCUGGUUGUAUUACAGUAAAAAGAGGAGAGAAUUUGAGAAAAAUCGUGGCUAUCUCUGGAACAAAUUGGUCCUUGCUAUGUGUACACAGAUUCAGAUAUUUUUCUCAUAAUGGGAUGGGGAAAAUCAGCCCCCUUCCUUCCUCCUACUCAAAGAAAUUUGUCACUUUCUUAAAAGUAAAAAAUAAAGGAAUGCUUGACUCCCCUUUUCAAAUAGGAGAAUCUUUCACGUGCAUGCUUUUAUCUUUUUCACUGUGAUUCUCUUUGAUUUCAGAUGUACAUUUGUAUCUUUUAAAACGUAUAAUUUACCUAGUUUCCUAUUACUCUUCCAUUUUCAAACUUAAAUUGCUUUUCAAAUGUAUAUAAUAAGUUUAUUUGAGAAUACAAGGCCUUUCCUUCCAGAUCUCAAAAUUUCUGGUAGGAUUGGGAGUGGCUGGGAUCUUGGGAUAUACUCAUGUAUAAAUAAAACUGGUAUGUUACAAA